AACGAUAUAUCGAUAUUUGAAUAAAAACUUUUAUAUCCAUGCUACAAAUGACUUAAUAUAGGUGAUCUGUGAUACGUACUUAAGAUAAAUUAAUUUUAGUACUUAACACCAUAGUUUUCGAGAUAUUCAAGGUAAAUGUAAUACUAUGAACGUUUCAAAAUUAUAUACUAAACAUAUAAUUUUUUCAACGUUGGUUAAAUAUCUGAAGAGUGAUAAGUUAUAUUUCAACAAGAAAAUAAAUAUUUCGAGACCGUAUUGUAAUCACUCAAUAUCGGUGUCAUAUAAAGAUGAAAACUGUAGAAAAUAUACAAAUAGGACACAUACAUGUGGUGGUUUAAGAAGCACAGAUGUUGGCGAAAAUGUAGUAUUAUGUGGUUGGUUGGAGUAUCAAAGAAUGAAUAAAUUUCUUGUUCUUCGGGAUAGUUACGGGCAUACUCAAUUAUUGAUUAGGGAUGAUGAUUUACAGACUCAAAAACUAUUAAAAAACAUUCCGUUUGAAUCAAUUCUAGAAGCAUCUGGAAUAGUAUUGAGCAGACCACAAGAAAUGAUUAAUAAUAAUCAACUUACAGGUGAAAUUGAAGUGCUAAUAAAUGAUUUGAAAAUUCUUAAUAAAGCGGAAGAGAAUCUACCGUUUAAUAUAAGAGAAUUCCAGAAGGCGAAAGAACCUUUAAGAAUGCAAUACAGGUAUUUAGAUCUUCGAUUUUCACGUAUGCAAAAAAAUUUAAGGUACAGAUCAAAUUUACUAAUGCGAAUGAGACAAUUUUUGUGCGGCAAUGAUUUUGUAGAUGUCGAAACACCGACUUUAUUCAAAGCAACUCCUGGGGGUGCUCAAGAAUUUAUAGUACCGACAAGAUUUCCUGGUCAAUUUUAUUCUCUAGUCCAAAGUCCUCAACAAUUCAAACAAAUAUUAAUGGCAGGUGCAAUUGAUAGGUAUUUCCAAAUUGCUAGAUGUUAUAGAGAUGAAGGGGCUAGAUCAGACAGACAACCGGAAUUUACACAACUAGAUAUCGAAAUGUCCUUCACUAAUAUCGAAUCUGUUAUCAAACUCGUAGAAGAUUUAUUCGCAUACAGUUUAGAAUUAAAACCAAAAGAAAUUGAGUUUAGGAAAAUAACUUACAGCGAAGCUAUGGAAAUAUAUGGAUCUGAUAAGCCUGAUUUAACUUUUGACCAUGAACUGAGAAACUGCACAAAUAUUAUAAAGAAAAAUGAAAGUUUAAUAAGAAAUGAUGAUUUUGGAGCUUAUUUUAUUAAUUUCCCGAAAGAAUUGUCGAUUUUAAAUAAAAAAAUCAAAGAAACAAUGGAAAAUAUUUCAAAGAAAUUCAAUAAUGCUAAACUUAUGUUUGAUAUGGUUAAAAAUAAAGAGGAAACGAUCAAUAAAUUAGGAAAAUUGUUAUCAAAAGAAAUAGCAAACGAAUUUUUUUAUGUAAAUAAUAUUCAAGAAGAAUCGAUUCUAUUUUUAGCUUUUGGAAAUAAACAAGAAGUGCUGUCUUUAAUGGGAAAAAUCCGUAUUGAAUAUAUAAAUCUUCUAGAAAGUACUGGUAUUACUGUAAGACAUAAAGGCUUACACUUCUUAUGGGUACUUGAUUUUCCACUUUUCGAAUUAUCCGAAGAAGGAACUUUGAAAUCAGCGCACCAUCCAUUCACAUCUCCUCAUCCGGAAGACAUGGAUUUAUUACAGAGGGAUCCAUUAAAGAUGAGGGCUCUAGCUUAUGAUCUAGUUCUUAACGGUCAUGAAGUAGGAGGCGGUUCUAUAAGAAUCCACGAUCCAAAAUUACAACGUACUAUUCUUCACGUGUUGAAUAUUAAACCGGAUACCAUGGAACAUAUGCUGGAUAUGUUGGCAUCAGGUUGUCCACCUCAUGGAGGUAUAGCUCUCGGAUUAGAUAGAUUAUUAAGUGUUUUAUUAAAUACUAGCAGUAUUAGAGACGUUAUAGCGUUUCCUAAAAAUUAUGAAGGAAGAGAUCCAAUGAGCGGUGCUCCAAGUUAUAUAUCAGAUAACGAUAAAAGAUUGUACUAUAUAAGAAGCAUUGAUCAAGAUGGAAAUACAUACAAUGUAAAAUAG
This is a messenger RNA of Diorhabda carinulata, 2062 nucleotides long. It is a transcript of the gene AspRS-m, whose product is annotated as aspartate--tRNA ligase, mitochondrial. Gene Ontology annotation, biological process: aspartyl-tRNA aminoacylation. Gene Ontology annotation, cellular component: mitochondrion; cytoplasm. NCBI's taxonomy places the organism in Eukaryota, Metazoa, Arthropoda, Insecta, Coleoptera, Chrysomelidae. The record is from RefSeq and is a predicted model, not a curated record. The coding region runs from base 146 to 2062 and encodes 638 amino acids. The transcript is spliced from 8 exons. Gene Ontology annotation, molecular function: aspartate-tRNA ligase activity; ATP binding.